CAUUUACUGGUAUACAACUGUACUCUAUCGUUCUUGUAAAAACUAUUUGUUGCUGUCUGUAUAAAUCGAAGUGAAUAAAAGGCGAAAUAUUAAAUAAAAGUUAUUUUAGAGAUAAUUUAUACAAAAAAAGAACAAUGCAAAUAAUUUAGUGAUGGGCUAAUUUAUGAAAAGUGUAUAAUAUGUAGAAGUGUAAAUCUCUUUACAAAUCGACAAAUUACUUAAUUGAAAUUGGUGAAUUUAUGAAUUGUAAAUACAAAUAUCUGAAAAGCUAAGAUCGCGGCAGCUAUAUAAGUAUAUGCAUAGAAAUUUUUAUAUAGAUAUUAAUACAAUAAUAUGAAAAGGCAAAAUGUUCGUACGCUAUCCUUGGUCGUUUGUACGUUUACAUAUUUGCUUAUUGGUGCGGCUGUUUUCGACUCACUGGAAUCACACACAGAAGCGAAGAGAUGGGAUUUUCUGCAAGCUGUAAAAAGCAAUUUCGUCAAAAAGUAUAAUGUUACUGCCGAAGACUAUCGGAUGAUGGAAAUAGUGAUUAUCGAAAAUAAACCACACAAAGCCGGGCCGCAGUGGAAAUUUGCCGGUGCCUUUUAUUUUGCUACCGUAGUUCUGGCUAUGAUUGGUUAUGGUCAUUCAACACCAGUCACAAUAGGGGGCAAAGCUUUUUGUAUGGCAUAUGCAAUGGUUGGCAUUCCGUUGGGCCUUGUCAUGUUCCAGUCGAUUGGAGAACGUUUAAAUAAGUUCGCUUCAGUAAUAAUACGACGAGCGAAACGUUAUAUGCACUGCACUCAAACCGAGGCAACUGAAAUGAAUUUAAUGUUAGCGACGGGUAUGCUAUCGUCCAUCAUUAUAACCACUGGCGCAGCAGUCUUUUCACGCUAUGAGGGCUGGAGUUAUUUCGACAGUUUCUAUUACUGCUUUGUGACGCUUACAACCAUCGGAUUCGGUGACUAUGUGGCGUUGCAAAACGAUCAGGCGCUGAUCAAUAAACCCGGCUAUGUUGCGCUCAGUUUGGUGUUUAUUCUAUUUGGACUUGCGGUAGUCGCUGCCAGUAUCAAUCUGCUGGUUCUUCGCUUCAUGACCAUGCAAGCCGAAGAUGCAAAACGUAACGAACAGGAUGCUCAAGAAGCCGCGGCAACUGCUUUCUCUCAUCAACAACUAGCCUACGACGUCGAAUCCAGUAAUUUCAAUAUGCAUGGUAAAAUGUUACUGAACUCAAAUUAUACGACAGACUUCGAUGAAACUUUAUCAAUUUGUUCAUGCACGUGCCUUGGGGGUACAAAGUGUCUAAAUCAUGAACCAUUUGUUGAUCCCGAUUUUCGACCUACUGAUAUCGUUGAGAGUACGCUGAGUUUGAAGCGUGCAUCGGUUUGAUAUAUGGCAACAAAAUAAUAAUGUUUUAUUGAACAAUGUUAAUUGUCAUAUGUAGAAAAGCUAAUAGACAGAUGUACAUAGGGCAUUAAUUAAGGUUGAAAAAUUAUAUGAUUAUGACAAGGUUAAGUUAACAAUUUUGUUUAACUCCAGUUAUUAUUAUUUUUCCUAAACGGUUGCCCUCCUCUUGCCCAUUAGAGUAUUACUUGAUUAUAAAAUAUAUAAUGCAUUGCAAUCUAAUCUAAGCUAGAUAUGUAAGUCAUGAACGCAGCAGUGGCGACUGCCCGAUACUAUAAUAUACUGAACGAAUUUUCAUGAAACCUUA
Messenger RNA from Bactrocera tryoni, 1690 nucleotides. It is a transcript of the gene Task7, whose product is annotated as two pore potassium channel protein sup-9. The record is from RefSeq and is a predicted model, not a curated record. Gene Ontology annotation, biological process: potassium ion transmembrane transport; stabilization of membrane potential. Bases 334 to 1368 code for a protein of 344 amino acids. NCBI's taxonomy places the organism in Eukaryota, Metazoa, Arthropoda, Insecta, Diptera, Tephritidae. The transcript is spliced from 4 exons. Gene Ontology annotation, cellular component: membrane. Gene Ontology annotation, molecular function: potassium ion leak channel activity.